GCAGGGGGGCAGGAUUGGGCCCCACGCAGCGGGGCAGUGCUUGGCGUGAUGGGGCAUGCAGGGAUCUGCCUCGAAGCCUGUCCCUUCCCCCGGGAAUCUCCUCCUCGCUCCCAGGAGCCCCAGGAUGACUCACGCGGCACCUCGGCACCGGGCGAUGCGCUCCUGCCGCAGGCGAGCACCGACCGAGCGGCGGCCUGGCCUCUGCUGGGACGUCCCCAGGGCGACCGGCACUCCUCGGGCUGCUGCUGCGAGCUUGCACGGGAAAGGUGAAAGCUGGAUUUUGUGUCCCCAGUCCUGAGUCCGAGCCUCCCUGGCUCCGUCCGACCCCACGGAUCAAGGCAGCGAGAAGGGAGCUCCAGGUUAGCUAACAGGACCAGGGGACCAUGAACUGGGGGGUAUUUGAGGGGCUCCUCAGCGGGGUCAACAAGUACUCCACGGCCUUCGGCCGCAUCUGGCUCUCCCUCGUCUUCAUCUUCCGCCUGCUGGUCUACGUGGUGGCGGCCGAGCGCGUCUGGAGCGACGACCACAAAGACUUUGACUGCAACACGCGGCAGCCGGGCUGCACCAACGUCUGCUUCGACCACUUCUUCCCCGUCUCGCACAUCCGCCUGUGGGCCCUGCAGCUCAUCCUGGUGACCUGUCCCUCCCUGCUGGUCAUCAUGCACGUGGCCUACCGCGAGGCCAAGGAGCAGAGGCGCCACGCCACUGCGGGGAGCGACUACCGCUGCCUCUACCCCAACCCCGGCAAGAAGCGGGGUGGGCUGUGGUGGACCUACCUGCUCAGCCUCAUCUUCAAGGCUGCCGUGGACAUAAUCUUCCUCUACAUCUUCUACCGCUUGUACAGGAACUACACCCUGCCCUCCGUGGUGAAGUGCGAGCUGCCCCCGUGCCCCAACAUCGUGGACUGCUUCAUCUCCCGGCCCACCGAGAAGAACAUCUUCACCAUCUUCAUGGUGGUCACCACCUGCAUCUGCAUCGCACUCAGCCUGGUCGAGGCCACCUACCUGAUCGGCAAGCGGUGCUGCGAGUGCCUCCAGGCCCGCAGCGGGGAGAGCUGCCAGCACAGCCGGGACUGCACGCUCUCCUGCGCCGAGCCUGAGGACACAGGGGGGCAGGGUUUCCCCCCGGGGGACUGCAAGCCCCCCACGACCUCUAUCCCCAAAACCUCCGUCCCCACAGCUUCCAUCUCCAGAGCCUCCAUCUCCACAACCUCCAUCCCCACAGCCUCCAUCUCCACGGCCUCCAUCUCCACAACCUCCAUCCCCACGGCCUCCGUCCCCACGGCCUCCAUCUCCACAACCUCCAUCCCCACGGCCUCCGUCCCCACGGCCUCCGUCCUCACGGCCUCUGUCCCCACGGCCUCCGUCCCCACGGCCUCCGUCCCCGUGCCCGAGCAGGAGCAGGUUCCUCCGUAGGGCUGCCCGUAGCCGCCUGCCUGCCCCAGCCCCUGCUCCUCCAGGUGGGACCCUUCAAAGUCCUGGUCAUGGGAGUGCCGGGGGGGGCUGCACCGUUGAGGUGGGGUCAGCCUCUCCCCUCCAUAGGGGCAAGGCACUUUGUGUUAUUCUGAUGAAUUUAGGAUAAAAAGAGGUGCUGCAGGACGUGUGGGUGCUCUCUGAGAGCCAGCAGGUGCUGCAAGGUGAGGGACGAGCAGCUCCAUGGCAGCUGGGAGCCAGCACUGAGCGCUGAGUGCGAGCCUGUCCCAGCUGGGGCUGGCUUAGCCGAUCCUGAGUAUAUCCCUGCAGUGAAUAAAACUUUCUGUCUCUACGAUGUGACAGACAAAUUAGUGGUUUUCCUGCUUUUGGGGCACAAAACUUCAUGGGAGCUCUUGUGCCGAGAGGGGUGCAAGAACCGUGUCACACACACCCCCCCCCCCCCAAAACACAUUGUCCCCACCACCAGCAAAGGGCUCGUGCUUGUGUCCAGGACCCAGAUGUGGGCCACAGCACUGAGCAAGGUGGACAGCUUCUUUACCCCCCUGUAACCACAGGCUCUAUAAAAAUUUAAUAAAUUCU
Molecule: messenger RNA, 2012 nt
Organism: Cygnus olor (mute swan)
Lineage: Eukaryota; Metazoa; Chordata; Aves; Anseriformes; Anatidae
Product: gap junction beta-5 protein-like
Exons: 3
Coding region: 384-1415 (343 amino acids)
Biological process (GO): cell communication
Cellular component (GO): connexin complex
Source: RefSeq, a predicted model, not a curated record